AGAACAACUUUUUUGACUUCCUGCAAAGAGGACCCUUCAGAGUAUUUUGGAGAAGUUAGUAAAACCGAAUCUGACAUCACCACCUAGCAGUUCAUGUAACUCGCAAGUGGUUUGUUCUUAGGGUUACAGAGGAGGAAAUUGCUCCUCGUCUGAUAAGACAACAGUGAGGAAAGGACGCAUGCUGUUCCUUAGGAACACAGCUGAUUUCCAGAUAUGACCAUGUAUUUGUGGCUUAAACUUUUGGCAUUUGGCUUUGCCUUUCUGGACACAGAAGUGUUUGUUACCGGGCAAGACACAACUCCUUCCAGUACUGGAUCUACUACAAUAAAGGAGUCUAAUGUUCUGCUUCCAAGUGACCCUUCACCUGCUCGCACCACUGCAUUCUCACUCGCAAGCAUCUCUGAAAGAGAAAAUGACUCCUCAGAGACCACGCCUCUCUUUAGUCCAGGCAAUACUUCAACCCCAGUAUCCCUGGACUCCUUGGAUAAUGCUAGUGCUCUUGCUAUGACAGGUGUUCCGUCAACACAGACGCCUGACUUUUCCACGCACAAAGACUCGCAGAUGCCCUCUGGCGAAGCAGACACUCAGGCAUACAGCGGCAUGGCCGCCACUCCCACACUCAUGCCUGCCCCCAGCAGGAAUGACACCUCAGAUGUCCCAGGAGAGAGGAUUCCAACCAGCUCCUUUCCUGCAAACACAACAGUGUUCACGUUAGCAGCUACCCUCAGCCCUGCACGCACCAGCUCUUUGGCCUCACCUGCACGCACCUCCAACACCACCACCAACACCAGCUCCUCAGAUUCUCACAUCACACCAGCCACUUUGAGCCCUGAACAAAGCACUGUUUCUUCAACCAUAACAAUAGCUACUACUACACCUAAGAUAUCAUGUGAUAGAAAAUACUCAUACAUUCCUGUGAAGUACUCAUAUAACAAUACAACUCGAUCAUUGAGGGCAAAACUAGAAGUUGAUGAUGAACUGAAAUGUGACCCUAUUUGCAUAAACAAUGAGUUACAUAAUCUAACUGAAUGUAAACCUAUUACUGUUAAUAUAUCUCAUGAUUCAUGUGGUUCUCCAUAUAAAAAUUUAACAUUAGAUGUCCCACCAGAGCAUAAUAAAUUUGAAUUAGACAACUGCACAACAAAAGAACAAGCAAAUACUACUAUCUGUUUACAAUGGAAAACUCAUCAACCCUUUGAGUGUGACCCAAAUAAAAUUACAUACAGAUUUGAAUGUGAUACUACAACAUCUAAUAAGACUAAAAUUGAAGUAAAAGACCUUGAACCCAAACAUAAUUAUAUUUGUGUUGCAGAAGUACGCUAUAAUCAGCAUGAGUAUAUUAAGGAGAACAAAACUAUUGAAACAGAUUUGGGGAUUCCAGGAGAGCCUCAGAAUAUCAAUUGUACUAGUGAAAGUGCAUUCCAAGGAGUAGUGACCUGGGAUCAUCCUGAAACUUCAUUUCACAAUUAUUCUUUCUGUUUUAAGAAUGAAUCCGAAAGCUGCUCCAUACUCAGUAACAUCACUGCAAAACAUGAUUUGAAGAUAUUGAAACCUUAUACAAACUAUAGUGUAUCAUUAUAUGCCUACAACAAUGCACAAAUAAAACGUAAUGGAAGUGCUGUGACGUGUGGUUUCCAAACAAAAGCAUAUCGUCCAAGCAAGGUCAAGAAUUUGAAUGCUUCCGCGACCUCAGAUAAUAGUAUUCUUAUCAAGUGUGAGCCUCCCGACAACCUUAACGGCCCCAAUUCUUGCGAAUACCAUUUGAACGUCACAUCUGAAAAUAUUACAGUUGAAAAAUUUAAUGAAACUAGAUGCCAUUUCCAUGUACCAGAUCUUCACUAUUCAACAGUCUACACAUUUGUGGUUAAUUGCUACAAUGGAAAAUAUUUUGGAGACCCAGCUCAAACAUGGCAAUCAACAUCUUACAAUUCUAAAGCACUGAUAUCAUUUCUUGCAUUUCUGAUUAUUGUGACAUCAAUAGCCCUGUUGGUUGUUCUCUAUAAGAUUUAUGAUCUGCAUAAGAAAAGAUCCUGCAACUUAGAUGAACAACAGGAACUUGUUGAAAGGGAUGAUGAAAAGCAACUGAUGAACGUGGAGCCAAUCCAUGCAGAUAUUUUGUUGGAAACUUAUAAGAGAAAAAUUGCCGACGAAGGAAGACUUUUUCUGGCUGAAUUUCAGAGCAUUCCACGAGUGUUCAGCAAGUUUCCUAUCAAGGAUGCCAGAAGGUCCUUUAACCAGAACAAAAACCGUUAUGUUGACAUCCUUCCUUAUGAUUAUAACCGUGUUGAACUCUCUGAGAUAAAUGGAGAUGCAGGGUCAAACUACAUAAAUGCUAGCUAUAUUGAUGGUUUCAAAGAACCCAGGAAAUAUAUUGCUGCACAAGGUCCAAGGGAUGAAACUGUUGAUGAUUUCUGGAGGAUGAUUUGGGAACAAAAGGCCACAGUUAUUGUAAUGGUCACUCGAUGUGAAGAAGGAAACAGGAACAAGUGUGCAGAAUAUUGGCCAUCAAUGGAAGAGGGCACUCGGGCUUUUGGAGAUGUUAUUGUAAAGAUUAACGAACAUAAAAGAUGUCCAGAUUACAUCAUUCAGAAAUUCAGCAUUACAAAUAAAAAAGAAAAAGCAACUGGAAGAGAGGUAACUCACAUUCAGUUUACCAGCUGGCCAGACCACGGGGUGCCUGAAGAUCCCCACCUGCUCCUCAAACUGAGAAGGAGAGUGAACGCUUUCAGCAACUUCUUCAGCGGUCCCAUUGUGGUGCACUGCAGUGCUGGUGUUGGGCGCACUGGCACGUAUAUUGGAAUUGAUGCCAUGCUGGAAGGCCUGGAAGCUGAGAACAAAGUGGAUGUUUAUGGUUAUGUCGUCAAGCUAAGGCGACAGAGGUGCCUGAUGGUUCAAGUGGAGGCACAGUACAUCUUGAUCCACCAGGCUUUAGUGGAAUACAACCAGUUUGGUGAAACAGAAGUGAACUUGUCUGAAUUACAUCCGUAUCUACAAAACAUGAAGAAAAGAGAUCCACCUAGUGAGCCAUCUCCUCUGGAGGCUGAAUUCCAGAGACUUCCUUCAUAUAGGAGCUGGAGGACACAACACAUUGGAAAUCAAGACGAAAAUAAAAAUAAAAACAGGAAUUCUAAUGUUAUUCCAUAUGAUUUUAACAGAGUGCCAAUUAAACAUGAGCUGGAAACCAGCAAAGAGAGUGAGCAUGACUCAGAUGAGUCCUCUGAUGAUGACAGUGACUCAGAGGAAACGAGCAAAUACAUCAAUGCAUCUUUUAUAAUGAGUUAUUGGAAACCUGAAGUGAUGAUUGCUGCUCAGGGGCCACUAAAAGAGACUGUUGGUGACUUUUGGCAGAUGAUCUUCCAAAGAAAAGUCAAAGUUAUUGUUAUGUUGACAGAACUACAACAUGGAGACCAGGAAAUCUGUGCUCUGUACUGGGGAGAAGGAAAGCAAACAUACGGAGAUAUAGAAGUUGACAUGAAAGAUACAAACAAAUCUUCAGUUUAUACCCUCCGUAUCUUUGAACUGAGACAUUCCAAGAGGAAAGACCCUCGAACUGUGUACCAGUACCAAUAUACUAACUGGAGUGUGGAACAACUUCCUGCAGAACCUAAGGAAUUAAUCUCUAUGAUUCAGACCCUGAAACAAAAACUUCCUAAGAAGAAUUUCUCUGAAGGGAAUAAGUAUCACAAGAGUGCCCCUCUCCUCAUUCAUUGCAGAGAUGGAUCUCAGCAAACAGGAGUAUUUUGUUCUUUGCUAAAUCUUUUGGAAAGUGCAGAAACAGAAGAAGUAGUAGAUGUUUUUCAAGUAGUAAAAUCUCUACGCAAAGCUAGGCCAGGCAUGAUUUCCACAUUCGAGCAAUACCAAUUCCUAUAUGACAUAAUUGCCAGCAUCUAUCCUGCUCAGAAUGGACAAGUAAAGAAAAACAACAAUCAAGAAGAUAAAAUUGAAUUUGAUAAUGAAGUGGACAAAGCAAAGCAAGAUGGUAAUUGUGUUAGUCCACUUGUUGCCUCAGAUAAAACCCAUGGAGGAAACAAAGAGGCUGAAGGUUCUGAACCCACAAGUGGCACUGAGGGACCAGAACAUUCUGCCAAUGGCCCUGCAAGUCCAGCUUUAACUCAAAGUACAUAGGAAAAGACAUGAAUGGGGCAACUCAAAACCUCAUAUUAGCCCUUAUUUCUAUUUUUCUAGAAGUGGGAAGUUAAAAUAGAUAUGCAAGUGGAUUAAUGAAAUGUAUUGAACCAAUAUUUGUUGGAGGUUUCUAUUUUACUACUUUGGGAAAAUAUUUAAGAUAGUUUUGCUAAAACAUUUUGUACAGACUUAUGCUUAUUUUAAAAUGUUAUCAUUCAGCAAAUACAACUUCUUUGUA
This is a messenger RNA of Carlito syrichta (Philippine tarsier), 4363 nucleotides long. RefSeq names its product protein tyrosine phosphatase, receptor type C (gene PTPRC). Gene Ontology annotation, biological process: protein dephosphorylation; negative regulation of protein kinase activity; positive regulation of peptidyl-tyrosine phosphorylation. Gene Ontology annotation, molecular function: protein binding; protein tyrosine phosphatase activity. The transcript has 33 exons. The record is from RefSeq and is a predicted model, not a curated record. Lineage: Eukaryota; Metazoa; Chordata; Mammalia; Primates; Tarsiidae. The coding region runs from base 214 to 4125 and encodes 1303 amino acids.